AGCCUUGUCGAGCGAGUCGAGCGGUGAUUUGAAAAACGAACGGAGCAAAUGGACACCAGUUCUAUCAUUAGGGCUUUUGUAAGUUCGUGUAAUGAUGUAAGCUCAAGCCCUGAACCAGGGGACAGCGAACAAAUUCUACAGAACUUAGAUAUUUUACUGGGGCACUGGUCUUCGCUUGACAUUAAGAGCAAAUGCUCAGACUAUAGCCCGAGGAGCAAGCAUUGGCGAGACUGCAUUUCUUGCGUGAUAUCGCUUCUUCUGGAUGCAAGGCCGACUGUAGAUGUGGCUGCAAAGGCACUCUGCUUUCUGCAAACAUUAGUUCAAGACCCAAGGCUCAAGGAAUGGCUCUGCCAGGAGUUUCAGCCAUGCUCAGCGCUUGCAGUAUUUUUGCAAUCUUCAGUGAUACUGGAGAACUCACACCUGUUGAUCCAGGUCGUUCAGCUUCUCAAGGUCCUGGUUUACAGGCGCAAGUCAAUUUUCACGGAAUCGAGCUUGGCACAUCUCGUGAAAGUCCUCGUCAGGCACAUAGAAGAGCCGACGUCGGACCUUGCACUGCCGUGCCUUGAGCUGCUGAAUUUUGUGUCGUGGACUAGGGAGAAUCGUUUGUUCAUUGGAAGGCUGCCAAACUUCAGCCAAAUCUGCAAGCUUUUGCUGUGCAAGGUGAAUGUCCAGAACCCCGUUGUUGUCAUACACUCGUUAUCAGCACUUGCGAACCUGCCCCUAACACCGACACUGUCUUCAAAAAUAUUUGGCAGCAGCGGCAACAUGAAGCAGGUGUUACACUUGGUCCUCUCCAUGAUGACUUCGGAUGACUUGGAAGCUCGGAGCGCCGCCGUGGAUCUCUUUCAAGACUUGCUGUCUCAGUCAGGGAGACGAGAAGAGCUGUUGAGGCAAAAGCGGGUUUUGGUGCCGUGCCUACGGAGAAUAGUAGACCAUGCUCCAGAGACUGCUUCGCCAACUUUCACAACGGUGUUGCGCCUCCUGGUGGUGCUCAGUGGCGAGGCCGAGCUCUUUGAUGAGAUAUUUUUUCAGCCGCCAAAUGCCUCCGGUACACUUGAACCACUGCUCAAUUCCUUGCUGACUCUUGUCUGUCUGGACGGCUCCUCUCUGCAGACCGCACAGUGGACAUUGACGUCCUUUGCAGCAUUUUUUAAGCACUUAUGUAAUGCAAAUCAACUGGAAGAGAACAAAAAUGUGGCAGAACGUGUGCUCCAGAGAAUGAUGGAGGUCUUUGUCGAGUGUCAGGACAAGGCUUUGGAUGACGUUUACUUUGCAACCGAAAUGCAUCAAGCGUGUCUUACAAUCCUCUCUGGGCUGUGGGAGUCAGGAUCGCAUGGAAAAGAGGUUGUUACGAAAAACGUCUCUUCAGCUGGGUUAUUGAUGGUCUUGAAACCAUAUUUCAUGUUGAACCCUCUAGAAUUGUCUUCAGGUGAUACGACCGUAGAGGUGGUGCUGAGGAUAUCCACACUGAUUCUGGCACUGGACAGUUCUCAAAAGCUCCUUCAGAAAUUUUUCAAGGAAUCUGCGGUGAUGGGCUUCUUGUCACUCGGACUAUCAUCAACUAAGGAGAACGUGAUGCAACAAGCAUUUCAGCUUCUUUGUGCAGCCACCAAAGCUGAUGGCUUCAGCGGUGAAAAGUUCCUGUUCACCCAUGCUGCAGUGAAUCGGCGGAAGGAGACGUUCCUGCCCUGCACUACUUGCUCCAACCUGAACACAACAAGCAGGUUGCUGUCGGACACCGUUUCGCAGUGCUUACGGGAGCCCCCCACCAAACAUAGCCGAAGGCUCUCCAUUGAAAGCAGCAUAGAAGAGAUAGCACAUAGGCUAGAAAAUGGUGUUGAGGUUGGAGACCUGAAGAAGUCUGAUAUCAUGUCAGUGUACGAAGGGCGCAUCUUGGCCCUGAAGAACAAAGAAGAGAAGCUUCGACAGCUAUUGUCGACCCAGUCGAUGAUGCUACAAGAAUCUGAUCGUCUUCUUAAUCAGCAUCUGUGCAGCCAAACCAAGCGAGACUCUGAGAUGGAUGAGCUGCGGACAUUUCUACGUCAGUCGGAACGCCAGCUCGAAGCGACGCAAGAGGAGCAUGCGAGGACAUACGCAAGGCUCAUGACAGAGAGCCAAACGAAGGAGGAUCAACUGAAAGGGGCAAGGCGACAUAUCAAGAGCAUGGAACAACAGAUGAAGCACUUGGAAGAGUGCAACGAAGUGCUUCAGGAAAAAGCAAAUAGGUUGGAAGUGGUUGAGAAAAACCUGCAGACGAACCAGAAGGAAAACGAGUCGUUGUCGGAGAUGAUUGCCAUGUUGCAGAGACACAGCGAGGCGCUCAAAGAAAAGCAAGAAACGAUGUCUCGAGAUAUUGAAAGCCUACAGGCGGAGAAGAAAGGCCUGCUCAAGACACUGAAAGAGAAAGAUGCGAAACUCAAAGAACAAGGAAAAUGCCUCCACAUACUACAGACUAAGCUAGAUGACAAAACAGCUCAAGUGAAGUCAUUGACGUCCGAAAAUGAUCACCUGCAAGACACAAAUUCAACAUUGCAAAAGGAGAACAGCAGACUGGAGCAGGAGUUAUGCUCGUCAAACACUUCUCUCCAAAAGACCGAGACGUGCCUUCAAGAGAAGCAGUCCCUGGUCCAGAAACUGACGACUGACCUGGAAAAGUUCCGGCAGAUGCAGGCCAUGAUCCGUAACAUCAGCGCGAACACCAUCUUGUGACAUCUCACUUCGCGGUGACGAUUUUGUUGUCAGCAGUAAGCAUUUAUACACAAGUGUUGUGACGUAAUUACGGUGUGCACGCUUCAAUGUAAUAUAUACACAGGACGUCGUUCGCAACGAACGUGCACCAAGAUUUACAAAAAGACGGUGCACUCUACAGGAGUGAAACCAACUGAAUGUUGUUACCAGCCAUGUAUCCUAGUCACCAGCAUUUUUUUUUUUCUAUUUCAUUGUGCCUAAUUCUACAUUUAAAAAUACUGCUUUAGAGGCCAAAAUGUGUCUCACAGCGUAUGCCUUGUGUGGCUUUCUCCUCUUUUUUUCACCACUGCAGUUGCAGGCAUGUUGAAACACAGUACUUUUUUUACAUUCUGUGAGCUUUCAUUUUAGGCAGGGAAGAAAAAAGGCUGCACAAAGUCUACCUCAGCCUCUGGUGAACCUCAGAAUGCGAGUGGACAACAUUUCGAACAGAGACCGUUUUUUUUUUUUAAAUAUUGGUUUACGGGGUCAGGUGUGAAUUUGAAAAUGGUAGAAAAUGUAGAAAAUCCAGUGAACUGGUUUCAUACCAGUUUGCUGGAUUUUAUACAUUUUCUACAAUUUUCCAAUUCACACGUGCACCCAUAAACCAAUAUUUCAAAAAUUAGCUAGUUAAUUAAGUAGGCACAAUGAAAAAAAUACUGGUACAUGACUGCCAACAACAUUCGGGUGGUUUUUCUUUAAAUCUUGGUGCUAGUCUUAGUUGGGACGUCGUGCUUGUGUGUUUUAGAGUAAGUACCUGUAUAUACAUAGGUAUAUAAUUUAUGUAAGUUGACAAUCUUGCUGUGUGUUACGUAACUGCAAGAACAAACCUGUGCCCAGAUUGAUGCAGUCAUGCAUUAUAUAUAAAGCAUGACCAUAGUGUUUUAAUUAAUGACUGCAACGAAUGAGCAUCAAAGUAUUUUUUUAACCAAUAAAA
Messenger RNA from Ornithodoros turicata, 3661 nucleotides. Its product is annotated as protein CIP2A-like. Lineage: Eukaryota; Metazoa; Arthropoda; Arachnida; Ixodida; Argasidae. The coding region runs from base 49 to 2709 and encodes 886 amino acids. The transcript has 22 exons. The record is from RefSeq and is a predicted model, not a curated record.